Molecule: messenger RNA, 439 nt
Organism: Candoia aspera
Lineage: Eukaryota; Metazoa; Chordata; Lepidosauria; Squamata; Candoiidae
Gene: RPL37A
Product: ribosomal protein L37a
Exons: 4
Coding region: 88-366 (92 amino acids)
Biological process (GO): translation
Cellular component (GO): ribosome
Molecular function (GO): structural constituent of ribosome
Source: RefSeq, a predicted model, not a curated record
UCCGGUCUCUUCCGGAGAAGGCACGGACAGUGCGCGUGCGCAGAGAGUAUUUCCUCCUUUCUCUCUGCGGCCUGUUCGAGAAUCAAGAUGGCCAAGCGUACUAAGAAGGUUGGGAUUGUAGGUAAAUACGGUACCCGAUAUGGAGCUUCCCUCAGGAAGAUGGUGAAGAAGAUUGAAAUUAGCCAACACGCUAAGUAUACAUGCUCCUUCUGUGGAAAGACCAAAAUGAAGAGGAAAGCAGUGGGUAUUUGGCAUUGUGGCUCAUGUAUGAAAACAGUGGCUGGUGGAGCUUGGACGUACAACACCACUUCAGCAGUGACAGUGAAAUCAGCCAUUAGAAGACUGAAGGAGUUGAAAGACCAAUAGAAAUAUAUUCUUGUUUGAAUGCUGUCUAUUGUCUCAAGUCAUGCUAUCUGCCAAUUAAAGGUGGCUGUGAAAA